CCAAAUGCCCGCAAAGCGUUGUGCACGCCUUCCGGAAGGAGUUUGUUACACGAGGUCUGAGAGUGAGAGGCACUUUGAGCUGCUGGUGCCUUGGUCAGCACAAUGCCCAAGGCCAAGGGCAAAACCCGGAGGCAGAAGUUUGGUUACAAUGUCAACCGAAAGCGUCUGAACCGGAAUGCUCGACGGAAGGCAGCGCCGCGGAUCGAAUGCUCCCACAUCCGACAUGCCUGGGACCACGCUAAAUCGGUGCGGCAGAACCUGGCCGAGAUGGGGUUGGCUGUGGACCCCAACAGGGCGGUGCCCCUCCGUAAGAGAAAGGUGAAGGCCAUGGAGGUGGACAUAGAGGAGAGGCCUAAGGAGCUUGUGCGGAAGCCCUAUGUGCUGAAUGACCUGGAGGCAGAAGCCAGCCUUCCAGAAAAGAAAGGAAAUACUCUGUCUCGGGACCUCAUUGACUACGUACGCUAUAUGGUGGAGAACCACGGGGAGGACUAUAAGGCCAUGGCCCGUGAUGAGAAGAAUUACUAUCAAGAUACUCCAAAACAGAUUCGGAAUAAGAUCAAUGUCUAUAAACGCUUUUACCCAGCAGAGUGGCAGGACUUCCUUGAUUCUUUGCAGAAGAAUAAGAUGGAGGUUGAGUGACUGGUUUACAUCACAGCUGCCCCAGGCCGAGGCCUGCCCUGGACCAGUGAAGCUGGAGUCAGGGUGUAAGGCAGGGAGGGCUGUGUGGCUCCAGAGGCGCUGGCCAGGUCCAUGGAAUCAGAAGGUUACGCAUGCACACACACACGCACACUCCCCGCUCUGGGGAAGGAACUGUUCUCAGAGGCUCCAAUUUAUAUUCGUCUGGAGGUUCAUGGAAAAGCCAGAACCUGCUGUUUUCAGGGUAGGUGGUUUUUAUAUAUAGUGUGUACAUAAUAAAACAAAGGUAUUUUACUUCUCUGA
Messenger RNA from Rhinopithecus roxellana (golden snub-nosed monkey), 939 nucleotides. It is a transcript of the gene NOP16, whose product is annotated as NOP16 nucleolar protein. Gene Ontology annotation, biological process: ribosomal large subunit biogenesis. NCBI's taxonomy places the organism in Eukaryota, Metazoa, Chordata, Mammalia, Primates, Cercopithecidae. The transcript has 5 exons. The record is from RefSeq and is a predicted model, not a curated record. Gene Ontology annotation, cellular component: nucleolus. Bases 103 to 639 code for a protein of 178 amino acids.